Chlamydomonas reinhardtii is the source of this 5467-nucleotide messenger RNA. RefSeq lists its product as uncharacterized. The coding region runs from base 264 to 3161 and encodes 965 amino acids. NCBI's taxonomy places the organism in Eukaryota, Viridiplantae, Chlorophyta, Chlorophyceae, Chlamydomonadales, Chlamydomonadaceae. The transcript is spliced from 8 exons. The record is from RefSeq and is a predicted model, not a curated record.
UUUACUCAGAAGGCGCUUGGUAGUAUCACUACGCUGUCAAGUAAGAACGGGACUAAGCUUCAAGCUACUGCGCCCAGGCGAGGCGUUCGUCAGCUGCAACCGUGCUCCCUCUAAACACAAUUAUGGACGUUGGGACAUACUGCUCGCUCAGAAAUUAAAGCUUUAGCGGCUUGCGGCCUUCACGGCUUUGCCCAAGAGUCCUGUUUGGCGCGCUCGGCAUUGCCUGUUACAGUGCGGUCCGUGGCCUGCGGUUGUUCGCCAUAAUGACAUCUGGCAGCAGUGUGGGGCGGCGCCCUAUGGGCUUCUUUGGGCCCUUCAAUAAGUGGUGGAGUAAAUUCUUCCUGGACCACGGCCGGCGCCCGAGCAAGACCGACAUAGAGGCGUGGCGCGCGGACAAUAUGUCAUGGAGACCGGAACUGACGGUAGAAGACAUUGUCCAGCACUCGAAAGGCCGUCGUGACCCGGAGAAGAACCGGCAAUACUUUGUGGAAUAUCGGCGUAAGAUGAAGGCGGCAGCCAAGAAACCCACACGCAGGGCGUCACGCCGGCGGCGGCGCAGCGGCGGUGCGGCGGCGGCGGCACGUGACGUUGACUUGGACGAGGAGGAUGAGGAGCUGGCGGAGGGCGCCGAGGAGGAGGAAGACGAGGAGGUGCAGGGGCCGGGGCAGGCAGCGGAGGGUGCCGCAGCGCAGCUGGAAGUGGAAGCGGAGGGCCCGAUGGCCUCACACGCGGAGGAAGCUGCCGCCGCGGCGGAGCGCUCGGAGCAGGGUCUGCCCGCCUUGCAAGGCGGGUCUGUCCUGUCUGCUCUGCCCACUCGGGCUCCCGGUGCAGCGGGAGUGGAGGCGUUGCGGGGCUGCGCACCUGAGCCUGAUGCCCUGCGUGUGCCAGCCGAACGCGGCAAGUGCAGCUCGAUCGGAGCUGGUGCUUCCUCUAGCUCGGUGCCGUCCGCCUCUGAGGGCGAGAGCAUUCUGCCCAAUGGCCCUGCCGCCGCCGUCAUCAGCGCGGCCGCCGCCGCGGCUGCGGCGGCCGCCGCCACCCUGGACGCCACGGACUCGGCCGCCGAUGAAGCCGUGUACUGGCCCGGCGGGCAGCUAGAGCCCAGGAGCGCGCAGCUGUCCUGCCACGCGUCGCCGCUUCAUGGCGAUAUGCUGGCUGGCGCCGGCGCUCUCCCUAGCCACUUCGCUGCGGUCGCGGCAUCUCGCGCCGCGUCGUCGGCCCUGCCCGCCGUGCACCUGCCCGAGGUCGCGCUACCACCCAGCGCGGCUGCCGCGAUGCAUGGUGCCGUGCCGCUAGGCCUGGCACCGCGGGGCGCGCACUCCCUAGUGGGCCUGGUGACUCAAAUCGCCAUGCGCCGCACCCGCGGGCCCUCCACCUCCGCGCUGCUCCGCCGCGGCAGCGCCGCGCCGGUGUGCGGCGGAGGCGAGGGCGGUAUCGGCGGCGGUCUCAGCCACCAGGGCAGCAUCAGCGUAACGAGCGCCGCCGCCAGCGAUGCGCCGCUGCCGCCGGAGACUCUCCUGGGCUUGCUGGGACCGGCCGACUUCGGUGGUGCAUGGGGUUGUGGCGGCCUGGGCCCGUCAUCGUGGGCCGCGGACUGGGACUCCCACUCCAGCUGGCCUGCGGAGGUGGGCGCAGCAGCCGCGGCGCUGGCGGGCUGCGAGGCUGCCACAGCCGCAUGCGGCAGCGGCGUGCCGACCUGGGCAGACCUGGGCAGCAGCAGCAGCUGCGGUGACGGCAGCGCAGUCGACAUGGCUCGGGUGGGGAGCAGCGCGGGGCCAUUGGAGCUGGCGAGGUUUGCGACUGCGCCCAUCCUGCCGCCACUGAGUUCGGCGGCCGCGUGCGCGGCCGCUGCAGCCGCUGCAACCGCGGCUGCGGCCAAGCCACCGGCCACGUCGGCGAGCGCGAUACCUCUGGACCCGGCGCGACUAAUGUGCGGCAGCAUGAAGCGGCCCCUAGACCUAGCACACGCCCCUAGCGCCACAAGCCUCACGGCUCUGGCAGAGGUCCAGGGCGGGCCGGAGGAGUCGCUUGCGAAGCAGCGCCGUCAGGGGAUCCGCAUGCAGCGGCGGCUAGAGCAGCGCCAGCUUCAGCACCAGCCGUCCGAGGUCCUGGUGUCGCCGAAUGUCUGCGGCGAGGGCAGCAGCACCAGCAUAUCGGCUCCGGGUAUAGAAGCGGCUACUACGGGCCUGCAGCACGCGUCAUGGCCAUUUGCACACAACCAGCAGCAGCCGCACGCCCGAAACGACCCCAGCAGCGGCGGCGGCAUCACGCACUGCCAGCUCCACCUGCAUUGCGACAUGCGCCUGCUGCCGCAGCUGUCACCGGCGCCGUGUGAGCCCGCACCCGCUCUGCCGGCGGGCCUGUCCGGCGCAGCAGGCUACGCUGGUGCCGCCAGCUGCAGGCAUUACGCCAGCGCUGGCCUGCCCGCCUAUGGAGUGGCCGGUAACGGGCUGCUGGUGCACCAAAGCCAGGCUGCCAGUACGCUGGCGGCGCUGCCGCUCAGCAUCGCCUCAGGCAGUGAGCUCCAGCGUGGUGUGUCGCCCACGCUCCCGGCUGAGCCGGCGCCCUGCCCAAUGCCCGCCUUCUUCAUGAUGAAUGGCUACGGCUGCACAUACGAUGCGCCGUCGGUGCUGGUGCGCUCCAGCAACCUCGUCGCCGCGACUGCUCCGCAGGUGCUGCAACAGCACGGCCGCGGCCCGGGCACGUCACUGUGGGAAUGCGAGGGCGCAGAGGAGCAGGCGCAGCUCUGCCGCGGCGUCGCGCCCGCCGCCUUCGCCUUCGGAGCGGCGCCCGCUGCUGCUGCAGAGGCUGCGGCGCGCGCUGCGGAUGAGGAGGCGGGGGCGGAUGCCCUUGGCUGGUUGGACAGCGUGCUGGUUGACCCCGAGGCAUUCGACGCCAUUGCCUGCGCCUCUCCGCGGGCGGCAGCGGGCCCUGUGCAGGGCGCCUGCUUCAGCUCGCCAUUCCUGUCCCGGCAGACUCCGGAGCAGCACGAGCAGCAGCUGCUGCAGCAGGGGCACGGCGCGGGCGCGGGCGCGGGCGCCAGUAGCUGUGGCGGCGACCAGCACGUGGAUGGCGGUGAUGGCAUUCUGCUGUGCAGCGACAGACUGUUGUCGCUGAGCAGCGGUGGCUGCGGCAACAGCAGCGGAGUCUUCAUUCUUGUGUAGGAUUGCGAAGCUAUUCUUCCUUUCGUGACACGGGCGGACGGGCACAGGUGGAUGCAUGUACUUUGGCUGCCUGAAUAACGGGCCCCAGCACCUGAAGGCUCAUGUUUGGGGAAAGUGCUCGGCUGGGUCGGUGUUCGUUAUCGGCGCAUGUGUCACGACGUCUGCGCGAGAGAGAGCGCUUGUUGGGGCUCCCGUACGGUCGAGGUGCUCCUUGCAACUCUGUCCACAAGAAACAUAACCCAGACAACAGGCGGUGUGGCAGCAAGCCAACAUGGGCUGCCGCUGAUGGAGCCUGCGUAACUUAUCGUGUGAUGUUCUGUGCUGACGUGAAGAAGACGGCAACUGUGACCAAUCCAAGCGACCACCUGACGUCCGAUGUUAUCGCACCUAUUUUUAUGCAUGGGGUUGUGAGCUGCUGGCUUGGGCCGCCCACGUGAUAUGGUGAAGGCAGCUCGACUGCCUCCGGCGAUGUGGCCUGUGCUAGCAAUGUUAUCGUUGUUCGCGUGCCUGUGUGCGGCUUUCGUGGCGCAUGGUACGGUGUGUACAUUUGUUCUCGGGAUGCUGAUGGGCCGUGGGCACUGUUGCGGCAUGGUGGGCGUUUGCUCCCAAUAGGCGAUGCAUUAGAACUGCAGGGGAAACGCGCGCACUGCUGGUUCCAGGCACUGAAGUGUGGCUUCUCAAAUUGUUCUUCGCAGCUGACGUAGGCAGAUGUUGCAGUGGCACUGCUGGAACGAUGUGGGCGACGCCGGUGAUUCCCGGCGGCGAUGGUUCACACAGCUGUGGCCCUUCGCAAUUGGCUGCAGGAGUGCCCUGUCCGCUGCUAGGUGUCAGUUUGUCAUCUGGCGCGAUGCUGUAUUAUAACGACGUGUCGUGAGCUUCCAAACGUGGGACUCCUGGCGAGUGCACAUCUGCACGCGUUACAGUGGUGCCCGCAAGUCUGGUCUCACAACACCAUAAAGGCAGGCGCAUGGUUUUGCUUUGAUCAGGGGUUGAGACGUGUUGGAGCAUGAAAUCCAGCGGGAAGCUGGCGGUGAGUGGAAGGCCACUGCAUUUCACAACGUAGCGCAUAUCACAUCCAACAAGCUGCGCCUCAGGUGUUGGACGUCUGAGGGAGUCACAUGCUGCAAGGGGACGAGUAAGAGAGGCGUAGGAAACUAGCAAGCUGUCGGCAGACCGGGCAGGAGUCCUGGUUACGGCAAGCUCUUUAGGUCGGGUAUUGCACGGUAGAUGAUGAUAUACUAGCUAACGCAUCGGAUGUCGGGUGUGCAAUGCGCACACGCCCUGGGACGCUGUGACUCCGUACAGGUCGGGUCGACAGAAUACAACAUAGAGAUUUCGCGGACAGGCAGCGGAGAUUUAGGGGUUGGCUGGAGGCUGGCAGGGGAAGAUGUGCGUGCCUUGGGACGUGCCACUGGGAUACCUGCAACGAUGACAUCAACGUCUGUGCCCCCACCAACAUAUUACGGUGGGGUGUGCUGUGUCGGAGAAUGAAUGAAGCCGUGGGCGCAGUCGCCACGGGCGGGUGCCGGAGAGUUAUAUCAUCCGUAUGGGCUGUGGGGCAGGCGCUGUGCUCUUUCCUCAUUCAUUCAGUACCGAUAGAGGCCACGAGUUGACUGGUGGGCUGCUGCAAAGUGCCGAAUGAGGCAAUGUGAUGGAAGCAUGAAGCUCAUGCUUGACCAGGCCGGGAACGACCCCUUCCCUGGGUCUUGCCUGCGGCCAGAGCAAUCCGACGCGCAUACCGUAUGUCGACCGGGGGAAUGCAUUCUUAUUAGGGCGGCAAGAUAUUUGUUAAUGCCUAUUGCAUGUAAAUAGGCGGCGGGGAAAAUUCGGGCGGAGCGAGAGGUGCCUUCGCUUGCAUAUGGCUCCACAGGUGUAUCGGAAGGCCACGACGAUUCCACGGCGUGGAGUAAAUGGGGUGGUCUGGUCAGGUGCGGCGAUGAAGUGGCGGGAGCAAGCGCUACCACCUGUAACCCCCGCCGCUCCACCCUGUUCAGUAACAGUGCCCUGUGCUAUCGCCUGGGACUUAGCCUGUUCGCCAACCUGUCCCUUUGCAUGUCCUGUCUUUGAUGCAGCCCAGACGCCCGCACCUGACCUGGACAGCAGGCAGGCGCGGUGUAUGUGCUGCCCCAGUCACUCGUGUGUCACCGGAUGUUUGCUGGCUUCUUGUGCCUCUCAUGAAUUACGUGUGCUGUCAGAUUUAGAAUCCAAGCACAGUGUCACACAGGGGAGGUGUCACGCACUAGACAGGCGUGGAAAGCCGGGAACGUGACGAUUAUCAGUUACAUGGGUUCAAAACUUGUGACGCC